Molecule: messenger RNA, 3327 nt
Organism: Nematolebias whitei (Rio pearlfish)
Lineage: Eukaryota; Metazoa; Chordata; Actinopteri; Cyprinodontiformes; Rivulidae
Gene: abtb3a
Product: BTB (POZ) domain containing 11a
Exons: 19
Coding region: 121-3282 (1053 amino acids)
Molecular function (GO): protein heterodimerization activity
Source: RefSeq, a predicted model, not a curated record
UGAAGUUGUGGACACCCCGCACAUCCAGUGCACGCGCUCCAAUCUUGCGGCUGAGCGAGACAAAUCUGAGUUUGUGUCCAGCUGCGGGACCGAGGACACCCAACAGCAUGCGGCGCAAUUAUGGCAGGCAAGGAUAAGACCGUGGUGAGGACGCUGGAGGAUUUAACGCUCGACUCUGGUUAUGGUGGCGCCGCGGACUCCGUCAGGUCGUCCAGCGUGUCGCUCUGCUGCUCCGACACGCACCAGUCCAUCCCGCAUGGAGGCAACUACUGGCAUCUGACGGAAUCCAUGCACAGCAGACACAACAGUUUGGACACGGUCAACACCGUCCUGGCGGAGGACACGGAGAUCCUGGAGGGCUCGGGACACAGCGCCAAGCUGCCCGAGCUGGAGGAGGUGCCGUGGAGCCUGGGAGAGGUGGAGGGCGCGCUGAGGAAAGACCAGGAGCUGAUGGUGGGGGAGCCUCCGCCGGAGGUGCUGGCGCGGCUGUCUGCGCUCGUGAGCCGCGCGCUGGUGAGGGUGGCGCGGGAGGCGCAGCGCCUCAGCCUGCGCUACGCCAAGUGCACCAAGCACGAGAUCCAAAGCGCCAUGAAGGUGGUGUUCUCGUGGACCAUCUCCGUGAACUGCAUCACGGCGGCGCUCAGCGCGCUCUCCCUCUACAACAUGAGCACGGGCGACAAGUUCAGCCGGGGCAAGUCCGCGCGCUGCGGCUUGGUCUUCUCCGUGGGUCGCUUCUUCAGGUGGAUGGUGGACAGCCGCGUGGCUCUGAGGAUCCACGAGCACGCGGCCAUCUACCUGACCGCGUGCGCGGAGAGCCUGUUCAGGGAGGUGUUCGGACGCGUGGUGCGCAGCGCGCUGGUGGAGAGGGACAACGGGAUCCCCAAGAUCAGCGUGGAGUCCAUGGAGCAGGCCAUCAGCGGGGACUCGGAGAUGUGGGGUCUGCUGCAGCCCUACCAGCACCUCAUCUGUGGCAAGAACUCGAGUGUCGCCACUUGGACGAGUCAACGGCACCAUCAGAAACUUAAAGGUGCAGCGUGCCGGACGCACCUGUCCUUGUCCUCUCCAGGUGUGCUGAGCCUGCCAGACAGUUUGAACCUGCACCGGGACCAGCAGCGGUCAGGAAGGGGCGGUGAGGGUCAUGGCUACACCCAGGCUGAGCUACGCACGCUGGAACAGUCGCUGCUCGCAACCCGUGUGGGCAGCAUCGCCGAGCUGAGUGAUUUAGUGUCCCGCGCCAUGCACCACCUCCAGCCGCUUCACAUCAAGAACCCGAGCAACGGCACGCCGGUCCAUCAGAAGACCAGCACCACGGUUCACUGGGAGCCUGAAGCCCUCUACACCCUGUGUUACUUCAUGCACUGCCCGCAGAUGGAAUGGGAGAACCCCAACGUGGAACCAUCUAAAGUCACCCUACAAACUGAGAGGCCGUUCCUGGUGCUGCCUCCAUUGAUGGAGUGGAUCCGGGUGGCGGUUGCCCACACUGAACACCGGCGAAGUUUCUCUGUGGACAGCGACGACGUGAGGCAGGCCGCCAGGCUGCUGCUCCCCGGGGUGGACUGUGAACCACGGCAGAUAAAAGCGGAGGAUUGUUUCUGCGCCACCAGGAAGCUGGACGCAGCCUCCACGGAGGCCAAGUUCCUGCAGGAUCUGGGCUUCAGGAUGCUCAACUGCGGGCGGACGGACCUGGUCAAGCAGGCCGUCAACCUGCUGGGGCCUGAUGGCAUCAACAGCAUGAGCGAACAGGGAAUGACCCCCCUCAUGUACGCCUGCGUCCGUGGCGACGAAGCUAUGGUCCAGAUGCUCCUGGACGCCGGCGCCGACAUCAACAGCGAGGUGCCAAGCACAGUAAACAAGCACCCCUCAGUUUAUCCUGAAACGCGCCAGGCGACGCCACUCACGUUCGCCGUGUUGCACGGACACGUCCCUAUCGUGCAGUUGUUGCUGGAUAAUAGAGCCAAUGUGGAGGGCGCCCUGCAGGAUGGGGCGGAGAACUACACGGAGACGCCGCUUCAGCUCGCUGCUGCCGCAGGUAACUUUGAGCUGGUGAGCUUGCUUUUGGAAAGAGGAGCCGACCCCAUGAUCGGGACGAUGUGCCGAAAUGGCAUUUCCUCUGCCCCGCUGGGAGACAUGAACUCGUUCAGCCUGGCAGCAUCGCACGGACACAGGAAUGUCUUUCGGAAGCUUCUGUCCCACUCGGAGAAGGACAAGGGGGACGUGUUGUCCCUGGAGGAGAUGUUGGCCGAGGGUUCAGAGCCCGGGGAGAAGAGACCGGCUCCUCAGGCCAACUGUGGCGGGACGCUGCGAACAGGAAAGGCCAGACUGAGGGCCCUGAGAGAGGCCAUGUACCAUAGCGCAGAGCAUGGCCAUGUGGACAUCACCAUUGACAUCCGCAGCUUAGGUGUUCCCUGGACGCUGCACACCUGGCUCGAGUCCCUGCGCACCUGCUUCCUCCAGAAUCGCCGGCCGCUGAUCCAGGGUCUGCUCAAAGACUUCAGCUGCAUCCAGGAGGAGGAGUACACGGAGGAGCUGAUCACGCACGGCCUGCCGCUCAUGUUCCAGAUCCUCCGCUCCAGCAAGAACGAGGUGAUCAGCCAGCAGCUGUCAGUCAUUUUCACACAGUGCUACGGGCCUUUCCCAAUCCCAAAGCUGACAGAAAUCAAGAAGAAACAGACCUCACGCUUGGACCCCCACUUCCUGAACAACAAAGAGAUGUCUGAUGUCACCUUCCUGGUGGAGGGAAAACCCUUUUAUGCACAUAAAGUUUUGCUGUUUACAGCUUCAACCAGGUUCAAGUCUCUGCUCCAAAACAGGCCAGCAGCAGAAAACACCUGCAUCGAGAUCAGCCAUGUCAAGUAUAAUAUUUUUCAUCUGGUCAUGCAGUAUUUGUACUGUGGCGGCACCGAGUCCCUGCACAUACGCAACACCGAGGUGAUGGAGCUCCUGUCUGCAGCCAAGUUCUUCCAACUAGAGGCCCUUCAGAGACACUGUGAGAUCAUCUGCACCAAGAACAUCACCACCGACACCUGCGUGGACCUUUACAAACACGCCAAGUUCCUUGGUGCCUCGGAGCUCACGGCUUUUAUCGAGGGCUACUUCCUGAAGAACAUGGUGCUGCUCGUCGAACUGGACGGCUUCAAGCAGCUUCUGUACGAACCUCCCCCCGCCGAGAGCCCCGCCUCCAGUCCCGGCAUCUGCUCCGACAUCCUCCAAGAGCUGGAGAAGACGCUGGCCACCCGCAUCCACUCCAUCCACCUCUCCGCCUCCAAGGGCUCCGUGGUGUGACACCGUCCCCGCCCCACCUCCCCACCCGGAGCCCUCGGGUCCAGC